AAACGCUCCCUUUCCCACGCUCCAAAUUACUCUCCAUCUCGCUCGCUACUUCCCGCGCGCCGUGUGUUGUUUCGUUUCGUUUGACUUACCAGUCGCUCCGAGCACAAUAAUCAUUCUAUUCUUCUUUGACCGACGUCGGGUUCACCCCGCUCUUUUGGUCUCUUAGUCACCUGGUAACCCGCCGCUUCCAUAGCCCCGUCGCGUCCGCAUAUCCCGCUGUCGGCCGACACAAUGGUCUCCGACGAGACGUACGAGAUCUGCCUCCCUAUUCUCCAGGACCCGAACAUCGAGGAUGAGGACAAGACGGACAAGCUCGAGGAGCUGCUUAAAGAAAAGACAAGCCUGACUGGCCAAGCCCUGGAGAACGCCGUGUUGGAUGCGUUGUGGCGAUAUCGAGAGGGGGGAGGGAGUGCGACUUCGCCGCCGCCGAUCAGACAAACUAUUUUGCGACGGCCAUCGCCGGCUUCCUGGCGUGGUUCUGGGACCCCGCUCUCGAGCUCGCCUCGCUUGGGCGUCAGUCCGCUUGCCCCGCCAGGCUUCUUGCCGACGCCCUUUGGUCGCACAAAGUCGUCGACCGCUUCGCCCUUCGGAUCCCCGAGACCGUCCCCGAGGCUCGCGUUUGCCACUCCCGUGCCGCACAGUCCGAGCUUGAACGCGUACCAGUUCGCCAACGACGAGGCGCCUUCGCAGGAGGUCUUUGGUGACUACCAGUCGGACAAUGUAGACUGGCUCGUGAGCGACGACGCAGCCAGCGUGGCAUCUUCGGUCGGUGCCUCCAACGGACUGAAUGUCAGCGCUCCCGAAUUCGUUUCCAUGCAGCAUCAGGCCGACAUGACCCCCUACGACAUGCUACGGUCCAUUCUGGGACAGAGCAAGUCGGACGAGGAAAUCAGCGCUGCGCUCGCCCUGCAUGGCUACGAUCUCGGUGCCACGGUUGCGGCCAUCAUGGAGACUCAGGCGCAAGACAACAGGGCGUCGGCUGCCCAGGCGGAGGAGGGCCGCGUGGUCAUCGGCAAGGCGAUGGCUACCGACGGCCGCCCAGCUACCCCGGCGGAUCAGCAAAAGACAGGCGUCAUCUGCAAGUUCUACCUCUCCACGGGCCAGUGUCUGCGGGCAGAUUGCCGCUUCAGCCAUGACUUGAGCAGCCACAUCUGCAAAUACUGGGUUGCCGGUAACUGCCUUGCCGGCAACACCUGCGUCUUCUCUCACGAUCCGGCGCAUCUCGUCAACCGGCUGAACGUCGACGGCUCCGGAACGCCGCCGACGCAACAUGCCGCGGUGAAUGUUCAGGACUACAGCAGUUUCCCGGCGCUCCAGCCCAGUACUCCGGAGCAGACGCCCUUCUUCCUCGCCGCUGCCAACUACCCCGCUGUGGGAGUGACGCCCCCGCCGGGUUUCAAAGCGCACCACGGCGGCUACCCCGACCGUCCCCGGUCUCGGCCAGGCAGUCGUCACCAGCAAAAGGACAACGCUCAGACGGCGCCUUCACCAGACGACGCCGACGCCUUCCCGUCUCUGGGCUCGGCUGCGGUCAAGCAGGCAAAGAAGCAUCACGGCAAGAGGGGCGGCCACGGUCACGGAGCCCACAAGGAGAACGCCGCACCGAGCACUCUGGCAGAUAUUGUCAAGAUGUCUCCUUCUCCGACGCCGUCCCUGCAGCAAAACCGUAGGAUGCCCCGCAAUGGCAGCUCGACGAGCGUUCGGAACGGAGAGAACAGCGCGGCUGCGCAGGCGAUCCCGAGUCCAAAGCAUAUCCCGUGGCUUGAGACUGGCGAGAGAGCCAACAAAGCGUAUCUCAAGGCGCGGCAGGAGGCCAUCAAGCACGGCGGUCUGCGGAACAAGUUCCUCCAGAGCGCGGCUCAAGCAUGGAACCGCAACGAUGCGCGGGCUGCCAAGGCGCUCAGCCUGCGGGGCCAGAGCGAGAACGAGCUCAUGAAGAAGGCCCACCGGGAGGCGGCGCAGCUGUUGUAUGAGCAACGCAACAAGGACCGGGCGAGCUGCCCUGAGAUCUACGUCGACCUGCACGGGCUGCACCCGGAGGAGGCGGUCGAGUACCUCGAGGGCAUCCUCAUGGAGAACGCGGCGGAGAGCAGGCCGAUCUACGCCAUCACGGGCACGGGCCACCACAGCAAGAAUGGUAAGGACAAGGUCGGCAAGGCGGUCCGGAGCUUCCUGAACGAGUGGCGCUACGCCUACCGCGAGUUCUCGGUCCCCGGCGACCGGAACAGCACGGGCGGCAUCCUGGGCAUCGACGCGCGCAGCUGGGACCGGUCGCUCUCGCAGGACGGCAAGUCGCUGACGCGGAAGGAGGAGGACAAGGAGGAGGUGGACAUCCUGUCGCAGGGCGUCGAGAUCGGCGACGGCAAGGUCAAGCUGCUUGUUAGGGACACGUCGGUCUCGAAGGAGCCGCCCAAGGGUCCGUCCGGGGCCAGGGCCAGGUGACGGCGGCGGGGCAGGCCAUGGGGGAUGGUUGGAUGCUGGCCGCCUUUAAAGGGACCGUAGCUAGCUAGCUCACCACUCAGGCAGAACAAGUUAAAGACUAUCACACACACGAGUUUCAACCUCUCGGUAGAAGAAAGUUCUUGCUUGUAUUGUAACUCCGGGUUCGAUGCCAAGAGCUCCCUCUGAUGUUGGCUAGAGCCUGGAGUGAACUGUUAGGCUGCGGUAACGUUCCUGUGUUGUCUAUGUACGAGCCAUGACAAGUC
Thermothielavioides terrestris NRRL 8126 is the source of this 2705-nucleotide messenger RNA. RefSeq lists its product as uncharacterized. Gene Ontology annotation, biological process: negative regulation of DNA-templated transcription. The record is from RefSeq and is a predicted model, not a curated record. Lineage: Eukaryota; Fungi; Ascomycota; Sordariomycetes; Sordariales; Chaetomiaceae. Bases 232 to 2442 code for a protein of 736 amino acids. Gene Ontology annotation, molecular function: metal ion binding; RNA binding. Gene Ontology annotation, cellular component: nucleus. The transcript has 3 exons.